This is a messenger RNA of Populus nigra (black poplar), 480 nucleotides long. Its product is annotated as glyoxylase I 4-like. NCBI's taxonomy places the organism in Eukaryota, Viridiplantae, Streptophyta, Magnoliopsida, Malpighiales, Salicaceae. The transcript has 3 exons. The record is from RefSeq and is a predicted model, not a curated record. The coding region runs from base 1 to 480 and encodes 159 amino acids.
AUGGUCAAGGAAAACAACAGAAAUCCUUUGCAGCUGAAGUCAAUAAAUCACAUCUCGAUUGUUUGUCGAUCACUAGAGAAAUCUCUUGAUUUCUACCAAAACGUUCUUGGGUUCUUUCCUGUAAGGAGACCUAGCUCAUUGAACUUUGAUGGUGCAUGGUUGUUCAGCUGUUACGGCAUUGGCAUACAUCUGUUGCAAUCUGAAGACCCUGAAAUCAUGCCCAAGAUCACCGAGAUUAAUCCCAAGGACAACCACUUCUCUUUCCAAUGUGAGAGCAUGGCAAUGGUGGAGAAGAAACUGGAGGAGAUGGAGAUAAAGUACGUAAAGACAAGAGUAGAGGAAGAUGGAAUGGAGGUUGAUCAAUUGUUUUUCCAUGACCCAGAUGGAAUGAUGAUAGAAAUUUGCAACUGCGAUAACCUUCCUGUUAUCCCACUAGCCCAUGAUGUUAUGUUUUCUUGCUCAUUUAAUCACAAAUUGUAA